Molecule: messenger RNA, 1158 nt
Organism: Adineta ricciae
Lineage: Eukaryota; Metazoa; Rotifera; Eurotatoria; Adinetida; Adinetidae
Source: the annotation of a GenBank genome assembly
AUGUCCUCAUCAUUAGUUCGUGGUGCCAAAAAUGAACUCUAUCAAUAUAUUUCCUAUGCCAGUGCAAAUGAAGAUACAGAACUAACCGAUCAUUUCAAACAACGUUGGUCUCGUGUAUCACCGUGUGAUGCUACGUUGUCGUUGGAUAAAUUUCAAUUAAUUCGUACACUUGGCCGAGGCUCGUUCGGUCGAGUUGUAUUGGCAUUACUGAAAAUGGACAGUCAUAACAAAAUGGAGGGAAAUAAAUUCUAUGCGAUUAAGAUUAUGGACAAACGAAAAUUAGUUCGGUAUAAACAACUGGAUCAUACAUUGAAUGAACGUCGAGUGUUGUAUUGUUUACAACAUCCAAAUACAGUUCGAUAUUUUUUCUCGUUUAAAGAUAAUUCAUUUAUCUACUUGUCGUUGGAAUACAUCAGUGGUAGAGAUCAGCAGAGGAAUUUCAAACAGAUGAACUCGAUGCGCUUUAAUUUAGGCGGUGAUUUAUUUACUUAUUUGAGACAUACGGGAAAGUUCAAUGAAAAACAUGUCAAAUUUUAUGCUGCUCAAAUAUUUCUUGUCUUUGAAUAUUUACAUCAUUUUGAUGUACUAUAUCGUGAUUUGAAACCAGAAAACAUCUUGAUAGCAGACAAUGGGUAUCUGAAAGUGACAGACUUCGGUUUUGCUAAACAUGUUCCUGGCCGAACGUACACACUAUGUGGUACACCGGAUUACUUGCCACCGGAAAUAAUUAAACACAAAGGUUACGGGAAGUCAGUCGAUUGGUGGACAUUCGCAGUUCUCUGUUAUGAAAUGGCUGCCGGUCAACCACCCUUCUCUGGAAAGGAUCAUAUUCAAUUAUAUGAAGCAAUUGUCAAUCAGCGUUAUACGUGUCCAUCAUCAUUUUCGAAUGAGUUAGCUGAUCUAAUCAAGAAAAUUCUCGUUAUUGAUGUUAGUACGCGACUUGGGUGCAUGGCCAAUGGAAAUAAAGACAUUCAAAAUCAUCCGUUCUUUGAUAGUGUGAAUUUCGUUAAGAUUUAUCAUCAGACAGAAAAUUCGAAUAGUGUACCAUAUAAGCCAGCGAAAAAAGAUCCAUUAGAUCCGUCAUCACUUAGCCAAGCGGAAGAGCCGAUUCGAGUAUCAAGGCACAAUUUACACGAAGAGGAAUUUCGAAUGUUUUAA